AUGAUUCCCUCCACCUCGACCGACAUUCCCCUCACCGAUCAUGUUGUUCCGGUGCGUUUAAUUCGAAUUCUAAUCACUCAACAGUUCUUUUGUUCUCAAUAAAAACUUUCAGGACCUGGUUGUGCAUUCGGACUACGAAGACGCGGUGUCGAGUGGAGAAGAGCUCACGAAGCUGUGCUCUUCGCUCAAAAACCAUUUGGUUUCGUCGUCGAAAAUGCGACGAGAGAAGACCGUUUCUAAGAUUCUGAGCAACCGCGAAAGGAUGGCGCAGUACAACCGCGAGUCGAGCAGCGAGCACUCGAGUUUGGAGAAACUUCGUUAGUUUAGAGGAAACAAACUGAAACAGAGGAGACUUUUGGUUGAUGCACAAUAGUUGAAACUGGAUAGGACCUUCCGAUAUCAAAGAAAGUAGGAGACUGUUACCCUAGUUUGUAUUGAAAGCGACAAGAUACUUCAAAGAAAUGCAUUUUAAUACCUAAACAUCCAUGAAUUCCCUAUUGUUUUUAUUUCAGAACCCGGAGAAAUGCGUAGCCGCCGGAGUACGGGACUUCCGAAGCGAAGAACCAACUCUGACAGCGAUCAUAGCAGCGAUUGGAAGGUGCUGAACUUGGCGGUAAGCUCGAGAAGUUCACAAUAGCUCAUAACUUUUCCCAUUCAUUUCAGUUCCAAGAAAUGGCUCACUAUCCUCUUUUAAUGCAGCUCAAUGAGCAGCUGAUGGAAAUAUCGAGGCAAUUAAACAGUGUGGAAGCCACGAAUGCUUUGCAGUUGAAAGUUAUUAUGCAUUUGUUGAAUAGGGUAUCCAAGGUAACAUAUUUUGAAAUUGUUUGAUACCCUCAAGCCUUCUGUGAUUACAGCGUCGAACAUCGUGGUUCCAGUCGGUCUGCCAGUUCCUCCGAAACUUUCAAUUCUUCAUUUUCGCCUUCUCCUGGCCGUUCAUAGCCCGUCUAAUCUAUAUGUGGUACCUGAGAAUGAUCAGAGCUCGGUGA
Molecule: messenger RNA, 986 nt
Organism: Caenorhabditis sp. 36 PRJEB53466
Lineage: Eukaryota; Metazoa; Nematoda; Chromadorea; Rhabditida; Rhabditidae
Source: the annotation of a GenBank genome assembly